Cuscuta campestris is the source of this 488-nucleotide messenger RNA. NCBI's taxonomy places the organism in Eukaryota, Viridiplantae, Streptophyta, Magnoliopsida, Solanales, Convolvulaceae. The record is from the annotation of a GenBank genome assembly.
ACUAGACUUCUUUCCAUAUAUGUCUAACAAUGACGACGACGUCGAUUUUGACGUGCUCGGAUGAUGGAAGCGGAACGAACACAUGUUCCCAUGUCUCGGCAUGCUAGCAAGACAAGUGUUGUCCGUCCCGGUAUCAACUGUAGCAGUUGAACGAGAAUUCAGUGCUGGCGGCAACAUUCUAACCGACUACCGAAGUUGUCUUAACGCUGAAUCUCUUGAAACACUGGUUUGCAACCAAGAUUGGCUCUUGGCAAGACGUCGGGCUCAAGAGUCAUCGUACCAACUCGAAUCGGAGCAUUACAUGAAUGCAACCACAUAUGGAAGUCCGAGUUCUGAAGAAUAAGUUAUAAAUUUUUUUUUAUGUUAAUGUAAAUAUGUAAUUAGUUUUUUUAGGUGAGUGAUAUAUAAGCUCCUUCGAGGGUUUCUUUACGGUUCUUUACCUCGUCGCUUUUUUUGAAUCGUCAGGAUAUUAAAUGUGGUUGUUCUUG